Molecule: messenger RNA, 1805 nt
Organism: Cotesia glomerata
Lineage: Eukaryota; Metazoa; Arthropoda; Insecta; Hymenoptera; Braconidae
Product: peptidoglycan-recognition protein LE-like
Exons: 4
Coding region: 213-1685 (490 amino acids)
Biological process (GO): peptidoglycan catabolic process
Molecular function (GO): N-acetylmuramoyl-L-alanine amidase activity; zinc ion binding
Source: RefSeq, a predicted model, not a curated record
AAGAAGAGGAGGCAACACAAUACACUAGUGUCCAGCGAUUGUCCAUCAUAAUAUUUAAAAAUAUACUUAGUCCUUUUAUUCAUUUAAAAUAUAAUUGUCUUUUAUUUCAGCACAAUAAUGGAAUAGAUAGACAUUAAUUGAUAAUAAAACCAGCCGAUGGAUUACUUGGACGUAGUUUUAAAGAUAAAUAAAAAAAAUUAUGAAUAUAUGUGAUGGUAACACGACAGCCAGAAGAGUUUAGAAGGAAUAACGAUCAACAGAUCGGAUGGAUUGAUAAUCAGAAUAACAACAAUGUGAAGGAAAACGAGCGGCGUUGUGGGAAUAAUGACAAAUUUAACAUCAGGAGCGAGAGCGUUGUUGUUAUUGAAGACAAUGACCUUGACAUUGAUGUCGGGAGUGGUGAUGAUAAUAAUAUAAAUUUAAACAUUGAAACAACGCGGCCAUCUUAUCGUUGUUCUAGCACUGGCGAGUCUUCUAAUGAGUCUAGUUUAAAUAGCAAUUACAGUGAUUCUAAUGAUAAUGAUAAUGACAAUGAUAAAUCUUCAAAUCAGUCUAGUUUUAAUAACGAUCAUGUGAUCAAUAUCGACAAGUAUGACGAUCGGAUUUUUUAUGAUGAUGAAGACUAUGAAGAGCGUGGAGAUCAAGAUAAGGAUAAGGAAGAAGACGAUGUCGAAGAAGCCGAGAAAGUUAUCGGCGAAAUGGGAGGCUGGACGGACCUCAAAGGAGCCCAGAUGCAAAAAAUCCAGCACGAAACGAUAACCGGUCAUGUGUUACCCACUUUGGACACUACGGCUUUUGGUGAUAUUUGUAUUAAAGGCUCCACUAAUGUUCGAGUGGGUAACACUACGCUUUAUAAAGGUCCUGUUACUAUCAAACAAUUUUUAUAUACUAAUUCUGGUGACGGUAAUGGUCAGCCGAAAGAUUUUAUUAACAAUCAAACUCCGGAUGCUAAUAUUUUGACUACAGAUGGAAGCACACUUCCGAUAAUUCCUGUACAGCAAGAAAAUUUAAGAGUGAGAAAAUUAUUGUGGACUUGGAGAUGUACUGCUCUAUUUAGUUUUAUAACAUUACUUGCGGUCUUGAUAAUUGUCGUUGUAUCAUUAAAGCUCACUGAAAAGCUAGACGACUACCCUUCUCAUAAACCAGCCAUUGAUCCUGAUGACAUACUUACAGAUGGAGUAAGAUUCAUCCAACGCGUCGAAUGGGGAGCGCAGCCUCCGGAAAAAAAACCCAAGAAACUAGAAAUAAUUCCUGCGCCGUAUGUGAUUAUCAGUCACACAGCAUCAGAAUCUUGCAACAAUCAAGCGGAAUGUAUCCAACGCGUCCGAUUAGCUCAGACGAUGCAUAUAGAGGGCAACGGAUGGGACGACAUCGGUUAUAAUUUCCUGAUUGGAGGUGACGGGCUCGUCUACGUUGGCCGCGGAUGGGAUAUUGAAGGUGCUCACGCAUUUGGAUUUAAUCGCAAGAGCAUUGGGAUCAGCUUUAUUGGCACCUUUAACAAAGAAACCCCACCGAGAAGACAAAUUCACGCGCUGGAGAAAUUGAUCGAGCUUGGUGUUAAGAAUGAAAAAAUCAGUGUGAAUUACAAACUCCUUGGACAUCGUCAAGUGUCGGAAACUUUAAGUCCUGGUGAUGUUUUAUUUGGAAUUAUCAAAGCAAUGGAUCAUUGGUCUGAGAAACCUUGACAAUUGAUUUUUUUUAUUUUUAUCUAGUCUGUUGUUUAAAAUGUUAUACUCAUAAAAAUUUUUUACUUAUUAUUAUUGUUAAUUGGUAUAUUUGAGUUGAAUAGAGACUAUCAAAAUAGA